AUGUCUUCGGUAAGGAUUAUACCGCUGCCGAUGCAUUAUCGAGACGGCUACGGCACCUCGAUGAUUCAAGCGAAGAGGAUGAGAAUGAAAGCGGAGAAUGCAAACUUAAACGAGUUUAAUAACGACUACGAUUACGAAGGUCUUUUAAACUUAAUCGAAUACUCUUCGGAAUCAAUUCGGAUAGCUACUUUUUUGACGACCUUGCGAAGACUUAAGGACUUGAAUAAGGUGGAAUGCCAUGCUUUUGAUAGUAAGAAGAACCUUCGAAUCAGACCCUUGAAAGUCCUACCGAUGUUGCCACGAUUCGAACCUUUCGUAGAACCACGAGUAUUGCUACGGCUAAAACCUCGCGAAGAAGAACUACCGGUAUUGCCGCGAUUGGAAGCUUGGCGAGCACUUCGGCGGAGCCUCUUUGCGGUAAGAAGUGUUAGCGAUUUCGAAGAUAAAGAUGAAAAGGACGGGGAUUUUUCGGCAAUCUAUCGUAAUCAGAUCGGAAAAGAAUCACAAAGGUCUAGCGAAGCUAGAUCGGCGGUGGCAGCGGCGGCAAGUAAGCGUAACGCCGGGACGAGACUUAAACUAGCUAAGGGACCUUUAGCAUUAGCGGCGGCAAAAGAAGCAGCGGCGAUACGGGCUCGAAGAAAAGAGGAAGCAUCGCCAAUACAGAAGGCAAGAGCACGGCGGGUCUUUAUGAGGAGAUUUGUCGGCGGAGAAGAUGCACCGACUCGCAGCAUUAUCGAUGGUUUUGCUUGCGUGGCUUACGCAUCGAAAGCAGAUCGACAAUAUGAUAAUGAAGAUGAGGUUGGUGACUCGAGGGCGAGUUUGAUUCGAAAGGGGGACGCACCUUUGUUACUACCGAAUCCCGCUCGGCUUAAAGAGCAGCGGUUAAGCAAGUCACUUAUUACGAAAACCGCUAAAGUAGCUUAA
Drepanopeziza brunnea f. sp. 'multigermtubi' MB_m1 is the source of this 924-nucleotide messenger RNA. The record is from RefSeq and is a predicted model, not a curated record. Lineage: Eukaryota; Fungi; Ascomycota; Leotiomycetes; Helotiales; Drepanopezizaceae.